This is a messenger RNA of Trichoderma aggressivum f. europaeum, 1101 nucleotides long. RefSeq lists its product as uncharacterized. Gene Ontology annotation, biological process: tubulin complex assembly; post-chaperonin tubulin folding pathway. Bases 1 to 1101 code for a protein of 366 amino acids. Gene Ontology annotation, molecular function: tubulin binding. Lineage: Eukaryota; Fungi; Ascomycota; Sordariomycetes; Hypocreales; Hypocreaceae. The record is from RefSeq and is a predicted model, not a curated record. The transcript is spliced from 4 exons. Gene Ontology annotation, cellular component: cytoplasm.
AUGGCUACCACCGUGGAUCCCAAGGAGAAGUUCUACCGUCACUUUCGUGACAGCAUUGAAGUUCUUCAAGAUCAGAUUGAUCAAUUGGCACAUCUAUCUUCCAUCGGAGGCGAGCGACAAGAGGCUACAGACCACAUCCUGGCUGGCAUCAGCAAGCUGCAGAAUGAGGUUGCCGAUGCCGCCGAAUUCACCCCGGCAUACGAUCGACGCCAAUACUCAGAUGCAAUCAAAAGCCUCCAAGAUAAGCUCAACGAAACGAUUGCCAAAGUAGCACCAAAGUCACGCUUCCAGUUUCGGCGCACUGGAACCGACCAUGUUGACAUGGGAGCACCCGAAAACGACCCGCGAUUGAACCCGGGCAGCUUAUCCCGACGCCCUCAUAGUCCAAAACGUGCACCCGGAGCAGCGAGAAGCAUAUCGGAAGAGGCCCGGGAUAUCGUGGGUGAUCUGCCAUCCAGGGGAAAAGAUUACAACGAGGAGCUGGCAAAGCUAGGUGCCGGAUCUAUUCGCAAGCCCAGCUUCUCUGCUGCUCAGAGUAUUGGCAUCUCGGACCAGACUGGCCUUCACAUUAUCCUUCCCUCCUCUGCUUCGCGAGCUACCGCAUCGGGAUCGCUGCGGGACCUGAAAGACUGUGUUAUUGACCUUUCAAUACCCACAGCUCAAGGAGCACCGUUCCCCGGUCUCAUCCUCAAGAAUAUCGACAGAUGUCUUAUCGUGGCCGGUAGGGUAAAUGGACCAAUACACAUCAACGAUGUGUCCAACAGCACUUUGGUCGUUGUGGCGCAUCAGGUCCGAAUUCAUGACUGCAAAAACGUCAAUAUCUAUCUGCACUGCGCUAGCCACCCCAUUAUUGAAGACUGCUCAGGCAUGCGCUUUGCUCCUCUUCCUUCGUGUUAUCAAACCGAGUCCGAUAAAUCGACAGAGAAUCAGUGGGACCAGGUUGAUGAUUUCAAAUGGUUGAAAACAACCCCGAGUCCCAAUUGGACCACUCUAUCCGAAACCCAGAGGCUUGACGAGGAGGUUUGGACCAAGAUUGUACCGGGCCAACCAGGCGGCAGUGUCGAAAAAAUUCUGGCCAAGGUUGGAAUUCCGCCGAAAUGA